This is a messenger RNA of Paraphaeosphaeria sporulosa, 894 nucleotides long. RefSeq lists its product as uncharacterized. Gene Ontology annotation, molecular function: GTPase activity. The coding region runs from base 1 to 894 and encodes 297 amino acids. The record is from RefSeq and is a predicted model, not a curated record. Lineage: Eukaryota; Fungi; Ascomycota; Dothideomycetes; Pleosporales; Didymosphaeriaceae. The transcript has 2 exons.
AUGAGCAAGUAUGGCACGCUGGUCAUGGGCCCGGCUGGCGCCGGCAAGUCCACCUUCUGCGCAUCCCUCAUCCAGCACCUGCAGAACAACAAGCGCCCGUGCUUCUACGUCAACCUCGACCCCGCCGCCGAGGAGUUCGCCUUCGACCCGGACCUCGACAUCAAGGACCUGAUCAGUCUCGAGGACGUCAUGGAGGAGAUGAGCCUGGGGCCCAACGGCGGGCUCAUCUACUGCUUCGAGUUCCUCAUGGAGAACCUCGACUUCCUGACGGACCCGCUCGAGGAAGUCACCGACGAGUACCUGAUCGUCUUUGACAUGCCCGGCCAGAUCGAGCUGUACACACAUGUGCCCAUCCUGCCGGACCUCGUCAAGACGCUAAUGCGCGGCUCGCUGAACAUCAACAUGUGUGCGGCCUACCUGCUCGAGGCGACCUUCAUCGUCGAUCGCCCCAAAUUCUUCUCCGGCACGCUUUCUGCCAUGAGUGCCAUGCUGAUGCUCGAGAUGCCCCACGUAAAUAUCCUGAGCAAGAUGGAUCUGGUCAAAGGGCAGGUGGCGAAGCGGGAGCUGAGCCGCUUCCUCGACCCUGACCCAGCCCUCCUAGAGGAAGACCCCACACGUAAAGUGAAGGACGGGGACGCGGAAGAGGCCAAGGGCUACCAGGACCCAGGCUCGACCAAGAGCGUCAUGAGCGGGGCCUCGUUUGACAGGCUGAACAAGGCCGUAGCCCAGCUGAUCGAUGAUUUCAGCAUGGUCUCAUUCCUGAAACUAGACGCGCAAGACGAAGACAGUCUCGGUGCUGUCCUAAGCUAUAUCGACGACGCGAUCCAAUUCCACGAAGCCCAGGAGCCUAAAGAACCCAAGGACGAGUUCCUCGAUACUUCAAUGGCUGAGUGA